UCAACAAAAUUAGAUUGCGAUAAGGUUUUAGAAAAAAGUUUAGUAUCAUCAUAUUGUUUUAAAAAUAUCAAUAUCAAAAAUGGCAUGUAAAAGAUCUUCUGAUGAACCUUCGGAAUGCAACAGCUUUCUUCAAAGCUCUAAACGGAUGGGCCAAGUUGCAACGAACUUUUUGUCCGUCUCUGCCUCAAUGGAUCAAGUAGAUGACUUGCCAGUUACACAGAUAGUGUUUCCAUCAGAAAUGCGUUCCAUGCGUUCAAUUUUAGACACUAAUCAUGGUAAUAAAGAAAAUAUUAAUAUAGAUUAUUUACCAGUUAAUUCAGUUGAAGAGUUUGACUCACUAGAAAAAAAAAAAAUUAACUCUAAUGAUAAAGAUAUCAUUUGCAGAAUGUUAGAGCAAAUUGGUGGGAGAAAUGUAAGUGACUUUUUAAAAAAUGCUUUAAAAACUUGUUUAACAGACAAGUUGUGCUGCAGCAUUAAUCGAACUGGUGCAGAUAAAAAGAGUAAGUUUAUAGGACCAGUCAAAAGUUUGGUUUUUCAUGCAGCUUACUGUUUAUUUCCAACUGCCACUGAAUCCAGUAUGACUACAAUAAUUGCGAAACACUUGAAAAAGUCUAAAGAUCGUUAUUUUGUUACAAGAAAGAGAAGUUCUUCUUUAACAAGUGAUUUACAAAUACGCAGUCCUGUUAGAAAAAAAAGAAAUUUAAACACUGAUUCAUGUAGUGAUUCCAGUUAA
Hydra vulgaris (swiftwater hydra) is the source of this 733-nucleotide messenger RNA. RefSeq lists its product as uncharacterized. The record is from RefSeq and is a predicted model, not a curated record. NCBI's taxonomy places the organism in Eukaryota, Metazoa, Cnidaria, Hydrozoa, Anthoathecata, Hydridae.